UGAGUUAUGACUAUCUUUCUAAUUCAGUUUCUCUUCCUUCGUGUGUUUGUUAAAUAUUUCUCUCAAUAAGUAAUGAAGGAAAUAUGCUUUGUUCUACUGGUCACGUUUCAUUAUGUUGCAGCGAUAUUCGAAUACGGAGAACACAAAGCGGGUGAAGUCUUUGCUUUUGAAUUAAAGGAUGCAAUACAGCCAUAUAUUCCUAUCCACAGAGUAAAUAUUACGCAUGGCGAUAAAGACGUGGAAGAACAUUACACAUACCUUAAAGUGGAGACCGAAACAGAGUCUGCCCCUGCAAUCCAUCCAAACAUUAUUUUCGAUUCGGAAAGCAAUAUGUUAACUUUCUUUAUCAGGUAUCCACUAUACAAGGUAAAGUUUGUCAUCACCGGCUAUGCGAUGCCAAUGAUAGGCUAUACUGGAGCUCCAGGUUCUUCUGACAACACUGGUACUACUGAUGACGAGUAUUUAACUCAGUCAACCGAUCAACCGGAACGUUCUCAUAUGCAUAAGUUGUUUAUAAGUCUCAAUAAAGGAAAAUAUUAUUAAAA
Leguminivora glycinivorella is the source of this 545-nucleotide messenger RNA. RefSeq lists its product as uncharacterized. The transcript is spliced from 4 exons. Bases 73 to 543 code for a protein of 156 amino acids. The record is from RefSeq and is a predicted model, not a curated record. Lineage: Eukaryota; Metazoa; Arthropoda; Insecta; Lepidoptera; Tortricidae.